Ipomoea triloba (trilobed morning glory) is the source of this 4370-nucleotide messenger RNA. RefSeq lists its product as uncharacterized. Gene Ontology annotation, molecular function: protein tyrosine kinase activity; protein serine/threonine kinase activity; ATP binding. Gene Ontology annotation, cellular component: cytoplasm. The coding region runs from base 417 to 3956 and encodes 1179 amino acids. The transcript has 8 exons. Gene Ontology annotation, biological process: peptidyl-threonine phosphorylation; peptidyl-serine phosphorylation. Lineage: Eukaryota; Viridiplantae; Streptophyta; Magnoliopsida; Solanales; Convolvulaceae. The record is from RefSeq and is a predicted model, not a curated record.
CCUAACCCUAAAUUUUCUCUCGUUUUCCUCCUUCUCUCUUCGGUCACUGCUGCUUCCCGAGGUUAAGGAAAAUUUAAAAAAUAAUGCAGCUAAUUGGUUGAUGAAGCCUGGGAUGGAGUUCACCAGAGAUGGCGAAUACGAGAUCGGUGGCUGGGUGAAGUAGACACAAGACAUCGAUGGAGAAGGAAUUGGAAAAGGAAAGAUUGUUAGAUUUGGGACUUCAUUGCUGCUUUGGGACGACAACACAACAGCUAAACACAACUGCGUGGAAGAGGAGCUGAGCCCGUGCUCCGGACUCCACACUAGUACUCCGUACAAUUUUUGGGUUCAUCAUAAAUGUUUUGGCAGUUUCUGGUUUAGCUAAAUACCUCUUGUAGUAGGGUUUUGUGGGAAUUCCAAGUUUUUUUUUUGCAUAAAUGGCAGACUUGAGCUCGGUAGAUGUGAUACUGGAAUUUUUAAGAAGGAAUAAGUUUACUAGGGCUGAGGCUGCAUUGCGUAGUGAGCUGAGUAACCAUCCUGAUCUGAUUGGAGUUCUUCAGAAGCUUGCCCUCGAGGACAAGGAGUUGAACCCACCUUUGGAUGAAUCCAAUGGGUGGAGGACUGCAGGGGAGAGUAUGGGAAUGAAUUGUCACAAUAUUGGUGCAAUUGAUAAGGAGACAAGUUCGAAGAGCAGUCGAGAUAUCUCGAAGGAGCUUAUAAUCAAUGAGAUAGAUUGUGGGACUGGGAAAAAUGGGCCAGACUGCAAGUGGAAGAAUGUUGCUCAUGACGGGGAGCAAAGCAAAGCUAAUGAAUCAGUUGUGACGAGUGCAAAGAACCUCAGUUUCUGUAACAGUUCAAAGGAUACUGCGAUUGAACUGUACUCGCGAAAAUACAAUCCUAAUAAUAGUCCUUUUGUUUGUUAUCAGAGUGACAGUGGAAAUCUUGUUGCAAACUCCUUUUUGGGUUUUCCGGUUUCUGGAAAGGCAAUACCUAAUCUGAAUGAGGCACAUGAUAAUGGCAAGGCUUCUGAAAAAUCUGGGGAAGAUGGUUAUUUCUCUAAUGAGAUCACAUCAUGGUCUAGAAGUACUAGUAAAACAAAUCUCGAAACAAAGCAGGAGAAGAGUCAUCACAGUGAUCUCAAGGAAGUUGAUCAGUCGCAUAAAAAAACUGGGGGUCUUUCCAAAGAUGCAUUUGGUGAUAAUCCAUGGUCCAAAAGUGAUGAAUCUACAGAAUACUCAUCUGAGCCUUGGAAUGACUGCAUGGUGAAAACUGUUUUUCCUUUCUCAAAAACUGAUAUGUUGAAUUAUGAUCAUAAUAUUGUAAUUGGUGAUAAGAAAGAAGGGAAAAGAAAACUAGAGAUAACUGAUAUUAAGACAGAUAUCAAAGAACAAGGGGAUGAUGAUGGAAGAGCUUCAUAUUUUGGGAGGGCACAACGAAAUGAGCCAAAGGAUCUCAGUGGCUUUGACUUCCCCCUUGCAUCUGAGAACCAAAAGGAAGAGCUACCCAGGUUACCCCCUGUUAGACUCAAAUCAGAGGAGAAGCCGUUUAAUAUCCAUUGGGUGGAAAAGUUUGAACGAGAUGAAAUCGACACAAAAAUUGCAAAUUCAGAUAAAUCCUAUCUAAUAGGGUCAUUUUUGGAUGUUCCUGUAGGACAAGAAAUUAGCCACUUGGGAAAAAGACCCAUGGGUGGUAGCUGGCUGUCUGUGAGUCAGGGUAUUGCUGAGGACACUUCUGAUCUUGUUUCUGGUUUUGCAACUAUUGGUGAUGGAAUUAGUGACUCAGUUGACUAUCCAAAUGAAUAUUGGGACUCUGAUGAAUAUGAUGAUGAGGAUGAUGUAGGCUACACUAGACAACCUAUUGAAGAUGAGAACUGGUUUUUAGCUCAUGAAAUUGAUUACCCAAGUGAUAAUGAGAAGGGAACAGGACAUGGGAGUAUUCCUGACCCUCAAAGAAGUCAAAACAGAGAAGAAGAUGAGCAAUCUUUUGUAGAGGAAGAUUCCUACUUCUCAGGUGAGCGGUAUAUCCAAUCAAAAGAUGUUGACCGAGUUAGACCAUCAGAUGAUCCCACAGAUCUGUCAGUGGCUGAAAUAUACAGGAGGCCUGAUGACUUGAUUGCUCAAUACGAUGGACAGUUGAUGGAUGAUGAUGAACUAAAUUUGAUCCGUGCAGAGCCUGUGUGGCAAGGCUUUGUCACAAAGACAAAUGACAUUGUCAUGCUAGGGGAUGGAGAAGUCCUAAAUGAAGGUGGGAGGGCUCGCUUAGAUGACAUAUGCAUGGAUGAUGAUCAACAUGGGUCAGUUAGAUCCAUUGGUGUGGGAAUAAACAGUGAUGUUGCUGAUAUUGGUAGUGAAGUGCGUGAGAGUCUGAUCGGAGGGAGUAUUGAUGGGGACAUAGAGUACUUCUGUGAUAAUGAUAUUGGUAUUGGUGGGUCCAGGCUCAUACUGCAUGAUUCAGAAAAGAGUUUUUCUGAGAGAUCAACUAGAGAUAAAAAAGCAGCUAAGCCUAGUUCUGAUAAGUUUAUAACAGGUGUUGACAGAACAAAGAGUCACCCAGAUGGGGGAUUCUCAUUUCCCCCUCCUAGAAAAGGACAGUUGGUUCAGACCAUCUCUGAUAAAUCUUUGUUAUCAAAGGAAGGAAAUGCUAUUUCUGCUGAUGAUUGUUUGGUUGAAAAUGAUGACAUGCUUGUUCCAUGGAGGCGCAAAAGUACUGAUUCAUCACCUGUCAAGAGCUCAAAAUGUGAAAAUAAUGCUACUGGGUCGGCAAACUCUAGCCCUUCUUCUUUUUCAAAUUAUGGUUAUCCUGAACGAGAGCAUGUGAAGAAAGAACAUGAUAUGCAAGUAAUUGCAAGAGAAGAGGAUCUGGGGACAUCAUUGGAGGACGAAGAAGCAGCUGCAGUGCAGGAGCAAGUGAAGCAGAUUAAGGCACAGGAGGAAGAAUUUGAAACCUUUGAUCUAAAAAUUGUGCACAGGAAAAACAGAACUGGGUUUGAGGAGGACAAAAAUUUUCAUGUUGUUCUAAACUCUGUCAUAGCUGGGCGGUAUCAUGUUACCGAGUACCUAGGAUCUGCUGCUUUCAGCAAAGCUAUCCAAGCUCACGACCUUCAUACUGGCAUGGAUGUUUGUGUGAAGAUUAUAAAGAACAACAAAGAUUUCUUUGAUCAGAGCCUUGAUGAGAUAAAGCUUCUCAAGUUUGUCAACAAACAUGAUCCUGCUGAUAAGUACCAUAUACUUCGGUUGUAUGAUUACUUCUAUUAUAGAGAACAUCUGUUGAUUGUAUGUGAGCUACUGAAAGCAAAUUUGUAUGAGUUCCAUAAAUUUAAUAGAGAAUCUGGAGGGGAAGUCUACUUUACAAUGCCAAGACUGCAGUCAAUCACAAUUCAGUGUUUGGAGGCACUUCAAUUCUUGCAUAGCCUUGGGCUUAUACACUGUGAUUUGAAACCUGAGAAUAUUUUGGUCAAAAGCUACAGUAGAUGUGAAGUGAAGGUCAUUGACCUUGGAAGCAGUUGUUUUGAAACAGACCAUCUCUGUUCAUAUGUUCAAUCUCGAUCAUAUCGUGCACCUGAAGUGAUUUUGGGACUUCCAUAUGAUAAAAAGAUUGAUAUCUGGUCACUCGGAUGCAUAUUGGCAGAACUUUGUACUGGCAACGUCCUUUUCCAGAAUGAUUCUCCCGCAACAUUACUUGCUCGAGUGGUUGGUAUUAUAUCUCCAAUUAACCAAGAGAUGCUGGCCAAAGGAAAAGAUACAUACAAAUAUUUCACCAAAAAUCACAUGCUUUAUGAACGGAAUCAGGAAUCCAACAGACUGGAAUACUUAAUUCCAAAAAAGUCAUCCUUAAGACAUCGGUUACCAAUGGGGGAUCAAGGCUUCAUUGACUUUUUGAGUCAUUUGUUAGAGAUCAAUCCAAAGAAGCGUCCCUCUGCUUCAGAGGCUCUAAAGCACCCGUGGCUUUCAUAUCCUUAUGAACCAAUCUCAUCUUAAGACACACAAGAUUCUUCAGGACAGUCGGGAUCCUGCGGUGACAACGAGGAAGGGAUGCCUUCCAAGUUUGUGUAUAAUGCCUUCCACGUCACUCAUGUCUGUGUUUUAUUAGGACGAUAAAUGGAGAAUGUAAUAUUGGAUCCAUUUGUAACACUAGGGUUCUGGGUCUUGGGCGUUGUAUUUGUACAUGAUGCGUGUUGAAUGUAUAAUGUGUUAGUCCGAGAGAUGAGAGUGGGUGUUCUGUUCUGUUCUGUUCAGUUCAGUUCAUUCUUUUAGGUAAUGUUAGUGUUAGCAGCAUAUCCAAUUUUUGAUUGGUUUAUAACUAAUCUACCCAACUGUAUCAUUAUAUGUAUCAGUAUCAUUAUUCAUCUUUCAUCUUUCCCAGGAUUGGUUUUAAUGCAUAUUCCAGACCUA